GACACAGCUGAUAGGCAAUAUUUCAUUUCAAAGACAUUUGUGAUGUACCCGUAAUCUUUUUAAAAUGAAAGAAGUUUGUAGAUUUGAGGUUUUCACUUGUGCCAACAGCUGAUGUUUUCUUUUCUUUACCAUUUGAACUCAAAUAUAUAAACAAAUGGUGAGUAUGAACUCAAAUAUUCGAAUUUAAAGGACGUGAAGUAUUUAUUAGUAUGUUCUUUUGUUGACAAUUUUUAAUUGUCUUGACUAGUAUUUUUAUAGUAUAAGUGUAGUAAAGUCAGUUUUAAUAGUUGUAUAUUUUUUAUUAUUUAUUUAUAUAUACUUGUUGGUCAAAUAUGGAGGAAAAGAGCUACACAAUCAGAUACAUAAACUUAUAAAUAAUAUUUGGCAAGAAGGGAAAAUCCUGACAGAGUGGGAAACAGCAUUAAUAAUACUAAUACCCCAAUACACAAGGAAAGGCUCCAAACUUCAGUGCACAAACUACAGAGGAAUCUCCCUAUUAAAUGUUACAUACAAAAUACUGAAGAAGCUUAUUGCCAAAAGAAUACAACCUUACACUGAAGAAAUACUAGAUGAUUACCAAUGUGGAUUCAGGCCUAACACUAACAGAUGAACGACUGAUCAGAUUUUUACCAUCAGAUGCCUAUUAGAGAAAUGCUAUGAAUAUAAUGUGGCAGUGUAUGCCCCGUUAGUCCGUUAUUUUGAGACAACCGCUAUUAGUACAACCAUUUUUGGCGCCCAACGCGAGGUCGCGCGGUGUGACCUCGCCUAGCACUGGAUCGGAAUGUUGAACUCAGGUAUCCCUUUCACCCCACCCGGACGGUCGCGCAUAGGGAGGAAAUAAUAGAAUACCACGAUGUGCGCUUUAGUUAGAAAAUCAAUAAUUUAUUUCUCGGGAACCCUAGCGUAUUAAGUUAUAAAUUAUAUCUAGUUAGAAAGGGGAUUUUAUUCACUAUACCUUAGCAUAUUUACAAGUUUCCAUCGUUGGAGGAUAUUUUAACAUUUAGUCAUUAAAGGAGUUUUCGCCUUCAUUUAUAGUGGUCCCCACCCCUUCUAGUUAAAAUAUCUCAAAAACUAUUUAACUAAUAAAAAUAUAAAAUAGUAUCUUAGAUAGCUGAGACAAAACUGCACAGAUCACAUAUAAGUCGUUAGGGCUUUGGUCAGAGAUUUUAAUUAUUACUCGGGAUUAGUCCCCAGAGUUAGGCAUUUUAUCCCAGGAAACUGGCCAGAAGGCAAAACGUAGACCGACUUGGUUUAGGUCUGACGGAGAAGCUCUCUCAUAUGUCCGCGCACGGCUUUAAAAGGGGGAGCACACUAAAUUGGGGGGUCAUUCGAGAUUGGUCAGCAUCCCUGCAGUGUGCCUUUGUUCAGUGCGGCCCAUUGGAACGCUCUGUAAGUAGAGGCAAAUACGCCAUUUUAUUUCUUUGUGGUUAGUAGGAACUUGUUGAGUGUUAGCAUUAGAAGAUUUCUGUUCAGACUUAUAGCCAGGAUAUAGUGUAGAAUAACCUACAGCGUGUAGACUUAUGCUCAGGCUAUUUUAAAGGUUAACAUACAACCGGUAAAUAAAUUCUUUAAUAGGAUUAAUAAAUUAGAUACCAGUGACCAGGGUUUGUGAGCGUAACAAACAACUGCAUAUCGUUCUGGGUACACAUACUGCAAUGCGCUUAUAAUAUAAGCUAUUGAUACAACAGUAUACAACCAGCGAGUGUCCGUCAAAUAUGUGUAAUAGGCUAACUUUCCUGCCGUGUGCUAAAUUCUCACAUAGGAAAUGGUGCAUGUGUGAGGAUCAUAUUCCAUAUAAUGAUUCAUUCUGCAAUCUGCUGUUGUCUUAACAAGACACAGCGAUGGGCAGAUACAAGUAUCAAGCCAACGGUGGUCAUACUUUAUACCAUUGUAUGUACUGUCCUGCUAUGGGUGCUUCUUACAUAGACACCAUACCUGGAUGGCAUACUAUAAUAACUUCAAGAUCUUUAAAGUUUAUGUUAGCCCUCACAUCGCACUCUGGUUCUGUGUGUAGCAUUAACACUGUGCAUGUGUUUCAAAUUAAACACUACACGUGGUUUCUUAAACAUUCGUAAUACAAAAUAAGUAUCUUUGCCAUGUGUAUAAAACAAUACUACGUACGUAUCAUUUAUCAUGCUUUCUAAUUAAGUAUAUGUUGUCGCCACGUGUAAUUACGUGGUUAUGUAACAUGUUUAUUGUUCGCUAUGUUAGUCAGGACAUUGUUGACCUGUACUAUUUGUUUAUUUUCAGAUAUUGUCCUUUUUCUUCAUAGGCUUCUUCUCCAUAGUUCAUAGUGUCCUUUUUCUUCAUAGGCUUCUUCUCCAUAGUUCAUAGUGUCCUUUUUCUUGUUUUCAUCAUAGUAGAGCAUCAAUUAUAAAGCUAUAGUCCUCAAGACCUGAUUGUUUCAUUUUGAUUUUAUUUAAAAACUGUAAGCUACGUCACCACUCGGCUACAAUAAUAUACCAGUUCAUCAACUCUAUGUGGACUAUAAAAUGGCCUAUGACAGCAUCAAAAGAAACUAUCUAUACAAGACUCUGCAGGAGUUUGGGAUACCCAACAAACUGACAAGAGUAAUACAUGUAAUAUGUAACACUAAACAACUCAAAAAAAGCAAAAUAAAGAUUCAAGGAGAAUAUUCAAGGGAAUUUCAUAUUAGACGAGGCCUAAGACAGGGAGACUCACUGUCUUGUAUGCUUUUUAACCUAACAUUAGAGAGGGUUAUUAGAAACAUACACAUUGACACUCGAACGAUAACAGGAUACUUUCUGAGGGAAACUCAAAACCCACAACCAAAGGGCACACUCUACAACCAACCACUUCAGUAUCUUGCAUAUGCUGAUGACAUAGCAUUUCUAGGGAAAGUAUUAAAGACAUAUCAAAAUCCUUUAUUGAAUUAGAAGACGCAUAUCUACAAGCAGGGCUGGAAGUUAAUAACCAAAAAACAAAAUACAUGACCAUGAAAAGAGAAGAACAAACAGAUGAAGCAAUCAAAAUUAGAAACCAGACUUUUGAAAAAGUAAAUCAAUCCAAAUACCUAGGAUCCUUGUUAAAUGAAAGAAAUGAAUUACGAACAGAAAUAAAAGAAAGAAUAUCAGCCGGAAACAGUGGCGUAGCGAGGGUUUUUGGCGCCCGGGGACAAGAUUCGCGCCCGGGGACAAGAUCCAUUUUAAAGCGCCCCUUUUUCUUUUUUUCAACUCUCAAACCCAUUAUUUUCAUCAAUAAAAUAAUAUCACAGCACAUUUUGGCGCCCCUAACUAGCUGGCGCCCGGGGACAUCUGUCCCUCCUGUCACAAAUGACUGGGGCGGGGGUAGAGGACAGAGCUCCAUUGUUGUUAAGGUAACUUAUAGGAUGGCAGGAAACUGCUGUUAAUGGGGUUAAGUUAAGGUUAAUAGACUCUCACAUCUUGAUAUAGUGUGGAUUGUUUCUUUGGAUAAUAGUAUGUUCGGGUUUUCCAGACUUCGCGUGAUAGUUUUUGGGUUAACAAUGGGAAGGUCUAAUUGACCGGAAAUUAAGGGGCAUGGGUGUGUUUAUAGAUAGCAUUCCUGGACCACCUAUGGGGGGUAGAGAACCACAUAUAAGAGGGAGCUUUCAUUGAGUUAAGUGAGUUGAGGGAGAGUGAACAGAGCUACGACGAGUUGAGGAAGAGGGAAAGGAGCGACAGUAGUUAGUUGAGGAAGAUAGAGAAGAACUACGGAUUACUUGAGGAAGAGAGAGAAAAGAGCUACGAUAGAACUGAGCAGUUGUUAGGGAAUACUUGCUAGAGACCAGAAGACGACAGAUGAUAGAAGAAACUUAUAUCUUAGAAAUAAACAUACUUUCAUUAUCGUUGGACACCUGGAGUUUGAGUUGUUACAUUUCGUCCAAGUCUACGUUGUGCUUUUGUCUGUCUCAAUGCCUAGAUACCCACAAUAUAAAUCACAGAGAGGAGCGGUCCUGUACUGACCACUGCUAAGUCAGUAUAGUUGGUGAUAAGUCAGGACCGGAGCCCUCCUCCGUAACAACCGUUCUGUGACACCCCCCUGCCCCCACCACACUACGCCUCUGGCCGGAAACAGGGCAUACUUCAGUAGUCAGAAAAUACUCAAAAGUAAAAACAUUACAAGAGAAACAAAGAAAGCUAUUUAUAAACUGUGAUCAGACUAGUUGUAACAUAUGUAAGUGAAACCUGGACCCUAACAAAAACAGCAGAAAACACAUGGGACAUGAAAGUUCUCAGGAAAAUAUAUGGGCCAACAAAGGAUGAAUAUGGAUGGAGAAUACGAACCAAACAUGAAUUAUACAGUCUACAUCAGGAUCCCACGAUAGUUGCAGAAAUAAAAAGAGGCAGUCUACGCUGGGCAGGACACCUAGAGAGAAUGCCAAAUGACAGAGGAACGAUUAGGGUGCAUCACCAAUACCUCAGAGGAAAAAGGCUCAAAGGCAGACCUAGGCUUAGUUGGAUAGAUGAUGUGGAAAAUAAUCUACAGCAGUUGAAAGUCCAACCAUGGAAAAGAAAGGCAUUAGUUAGGACUGAGUGGAAGGAAGUGGUGAGGCAGGCCAAAGCCCUACAUGGGCUGUAGCGCCACAGGGAUGGAUGUAUUGUUGGUCAAUGCAAAGAAGAGAAGAUGGUGCUUAGCAGACUUAAGCCUAAAGUUAAAGCCUAAUGAUACUCCAUUUUCUUAGUAAUCUUAGACUUUGACUUAGUAAGAUACUGUCACUGUUGUAGUUGAUUUUUAAAUUUACCGUAAAUACUCGCAUAUAAGCCAAAUUUAGAACUAUAAAAUACAAUACUGAAAUCAGGGGCUCGGCUUAUAUGCGCAUAAAACAAAAUGGACACAAGACAGACACUAAUGCCAAUUUUCCAAAAAAAAUUCUAAAUAUAUACUUCGUUAAUCAUUAGUUGUGAACAACUUAUGAGCGGAAGUUCAGAUAUUAUUAUAGCAAACAAUGUGGAAAGAGCAGAACACGUUUUUGUGUCAUUCCAAAAGGUAAACAAACUGUUAUGUAACAUAAAAGUAAGCAUUUUAAAUCUUUACAGUAAUAAAUUUGUAUGAACCAAAAAUAUGGAGUAAAAUUAGACAUUGUAUUAGGGUUAUAUGCGGGUUUUUGCAAAAACUGGUUAUUUUAAAGACUAAAACGUGUUCAAGUUCAGACAGUAGGCAGGAGCAGGAAAUAUUUAUGAAUUAUUGAUGCGAAGGAAGAUGUUAUUGUAGAGAGAAUGAAUUUUUAUUUUCUUAUCGUAAAAGGCCUUUUUGACAAACCUUAAUUUGAAAGAGACCAAGCUGACAGCUCGGAAUUUUAAAGCAGUUUUAGUGGGUUGGUUUAUAGGCGAUGUAGGCUUAUAUGCGAGUAUACACAGUAAGUCAAGCUGAAACUGAAGGAAAAAGUGAACAGUGAAACUGAAAGGCAAAGCCAAAUAAAAACUCCAAUAAGCUAGUUCAGUUCAGAUGACACUAAUCACUAAUGUUCAAUAAGUGUAAACCGAUAAAGUAAAUGAAAUGAAAAAAAUGAGUGUCUAGUUAGUUUGACAGAAAUUUUAAAUAAAAGUUAAACCCUUUUUAAUGGCUAAAAAAAUAGGUACAGUGAAAGUCACUCGUGCAUACCUUCUGUGCAUUUCGAAAAAAAGAUGCAAAAACUUGAGUGGCUAUUUUUACAUUUGUCUUGGGGGAUUAUCUUUUUUUUUUUUUUUUUUUUACAUUUUAAGACAGUUUUCUAAUAAUAAAUUAUUUUGUCAUUCAGUGGCAUAAAUCGCAUGUUUUUCCAAUCACAGCAAUAUCAUAUUUUUUUACAUUUGUCUCGGGGGAUUUUCUUUUUUUUUUUUUUUUUUACAUUUUAAGACAGUUUUCUAAUAAUAAAUUAUUUUGUCAUUCAGUGGCAUAAAUCGCAUGUUUUUCCAAUCACAGCAAUAUCAUUUUUGUAGCAUUGUGUAUUUUGUGAGUGGCAACAGAUUUAUUUUAAUGGAUCAGUAUGCACUUAAAAGCUAAUCAUUUUUAACUGCAAACUCGCAGAACAUAAUGCUUUACAGUUACUACAGCGCUAGGGCUUCAUUUUGCAGAAAGGGCAAUAACUUUAUUUCAUUUAAAAUAGCAAUAGCUGCAAAAAGUUAGGAACCUCAGAAAUUAAGGAAAUUAUGAAAAUGUGAUUAUUUGCACGAGUUAUUCCCCCUCAUAUCAUAAAAUUGGGUUGUCAGGAAUGGCUCUUGUCAUUAAUUUAUAAUGAAGAUAUAAAUAAGAUGACCCUUAUUAUUCAUCUUCAAAAAUCCGUGGAACACUUGUCAGUUAAUUAAUAGGAAACAGUUUACAAUAUUAUUAGAAAUUAAUAAAACCCAUUAAAUUAAAGAGUUUUUAUUAAUUUUAGUUUGUGCAGUUGGUUGAAAAUCGGACCAGUUUUGUCCCUUGAUUUACAUAAAUAAUUAUACAAUAAUAUGUAUAGUAUAAAUUGAAAUUAAGAAAUUUUAUGAGAGAAUGCCUAAAAUUUGUAUCUGAUCUUCUUUAUUGAAUCAAUAAUAGUUUAAUAAUUGUAAUAAUAACCUAUGUUAUUCUCUAAUUAUUGACAUUACUAUAUUAUAUUAUUACUAUAUUAUAAUGUAUAUUUUAAUAUGCCUAACCUAAUACCAUUACUAAUAUUACUAAUUUAAGUUAGUAUUUAAAAAAAAAUUAAAAUAAAUUUAAUUAUAAAUUCAAGACUCGAAUAAACAAAAUAGUCAAUAUUAUCAUAGAAAUUAUUUUUUUAUGUAAACAAAAACAGUUUACAUUGACAAAUAUUAAAUAUUUCUAAUUCUAAUCAAAGUAAAAGAAAUUAGUUUUACUUAACAAAAAAGCAAUAGGAAAUUGUGUAGAUUCAGGUUAUGAUUAGAUGUUAUUUCUAGGUUUGGUUCAGACACAAGAGAAAAUUUUAAUUUUCUGUUAAAGAAAUCCUUCCAUCAACAAGGAGGCAGGAUUGGACAAAGACACAGUUUUUGAAAGAGAGAUUGUGGAUUUAUCAAGAAGACCAAGCAGUUUGAAGAGCAGUCUAAAUAGAAAAUGACAGGCAGACCAUCCCCAUUACCUUUUAAAAUUCAAUCACACACCCUGGUACUGGUAUGCUCAUAUUAGUCUUAUUGGUGAUAUUAGUUGUUUUUAUUUCUAAUCUUGUGAAUUCAACUUUAUUGUAAAACUUUAUUGACACCUGUGUCAGAACCAUUUCCCUGGAACAUUUAACAGGGGUGAAAGCACUCCCUGUGGUGUGGAAGACCUAGAAAAUAAAUUGCAUUUACUGCCUGUGCUAGUUGUUCCAGUUGUUAAAAAUAAAAUAAUUUUUUUUAAAAUUUGAUUAGCAGCAGUAAAUGUUUUUUUUUCUGGUGAACUUUUAUUGUGCAUUAGGACUACUUGUAUUGGUAAAUUUUUUCUUCAUUCUGGAAAGUUAAUGAAACAAAUAUAACUACAAUAACUAAAUUAUUUAAUUAUUGUAAUUUUAACAGUUUUAUUACAAUGUAAUUUAUGGGGGGGGGGGGGGGGGUUUGUGGGGGAAAAGUUUUAAUCUUGUUUACUACAAUUAUGGUAAGGGUUUGGAAAUGUGUUUAGGGGUUGUGGGGAAAUGUGUUCAGGGGUUGUGGGGAAAGUUUUUAAAUUGAGAUAGGAUGCAGCGCUGCAAACAUUUUAAACACGCCCUCCCUAGACAACUAUUUUUCGUUCCAUCCCACUCCAUGUGGUAGCCCUAUUUCUAUUAUUCCCAUCUACACUACACAUUUCAACAUAAAUUCUCAUGAUUGUCAAUUAUCAAUGUCACUACUCCCAGAUUCUCCUCCUCUGUGACGGCCUGUAAAUUGAUCAAAGGUCAUUUCUCAAACUCGCAUACCUGUACUGAUUCUCUCAUUGUUCACAGUUUAAAAAUAAAAUAAUUAUAAUUUUUGUAUCAAACAAUAAUUAAUAAGGUUGAAAAAAUAUCUUUAAUAAUGUGUUAUUAAGUGACAUUUUUUCAAGAAUGUCCCCUUUUAAUAAGACAUCACAUUGUUUAACCCCCCCCCCCUUCCACACAUAAAUAUGACACUCCCCCAAUGCGUGACAUCAUUUAUGGAUGGUCCCCUUACUCAAUUGCUAAUGGGCAUGGGAAUGUGGAUGUAGGCGUAGACCAAGAUGUCUUCUAAUGAGAAAGGGCGGAGUCAGACCUAAAUUAUGUGUCAAAAGGAGUCCUGUAUUAUUAAAAAUUACAUUCACAUUAAAAAAUAAUAAGCUAUUAAGUAGGUACCGAGGUAUAAAAAUAAAUCCGUUGGCAGUCACAAAAUACACAAUGCUGCAGAAAUGAUAACACAGUUAGGAAAAAUAUGCGCUCUACCUUACUCAGGACAAAAUAAUUUAUUCUUAGAAAACUGACGUAAAUGCAAAAAAACAAGAUAAUCACUGGGACGAAUGUUAAAAUGGCCACAAAAGUUAAUGCAUCAUUUUUCGACAAGCGCAGAAGGUGUGGGUGAGUGAGUUUCGUUUUACCUAGUGUUACCAAAGUACCUAAAACUGGACUUAGACUUUAGGACAUUUUUCAAAGACAAAAAACUGUUGGCUGAGACUUAAAAUAAUAUUUAUUAAAUAAAUAGUACACUUGAAUAAAGUUAUUUAAUAAUCUUUUUUUUUAAAUUUCAGUUAUUUACUCAAGAAUUUUAAGGAAUGCCAUUUUUGAGUGGUACUUUUAAAAUUAACAACAAUCGCAAGUUUACAAACAUUUUUUAGUAAGGAAGAAUUUAUUUUAACUUUUAACAUAUUUAAAAGGAAAACUCAAUUCUUGUUACCGUACUACAAGAAUAUCAACAAAAGGGAGAUAAUCCUACACAAACACAAGCCAUAUCGCAGAGAGCGUAAAUUGACCUAUUAUUAUUGUUGAGACCAUAUAAUUAUUAUCAUCAUAUGUCAUACUCGUAUUUAAAAAUGAUUAGACUUACAUUUACCUACCAUUACAAAUACAUGGUUGUUGUGCUUCUUUUUAUACCCUAUUCAUUUAAAUCAGCUAGACUAAGCAAUAAUAAUGCCAAUAGGUUUAUGUUUUUUUUUUUAAUUUAAAAUAAUAAAUUGCCCUUAAAUUUAUGAAUUGACAUUGAUAAUUAUUUCUCCAGUCUGUGAAAAAUCUCACCUUAGAAAAAUAAGAAAAGAAAUUUUUCACAUCAGUGAUCAACCAGCUAAACAUUGUAAGUUCAAAAACUUUUGAAAUGGAUAUUGAACAAGAAGAAAUAUACGUGUUCUGUCACAGCCUACCUAAAGUAGUAAGUAUGCCUUCUUAUUGAAAUAAUUCAGUUCUUAAUUGAUGCACUUAGAAAUAUGCAAUGUCCUUUAGAGAUUUAAUAAUAAUAUGGAUAAAAGUGUUAGCAGUAGUCUAGGUUCCAAAGACUUUUUAAUGACUUACUAUUUCUAAAUUAAAUAACCUAUUUAUUUUUUGUUUUUAUUAAUUUAGGUCUGUAUGGAACACCAAUGGCUGUAUAUGUAAUAGAAUACAGAGUUUUAAAACGAUUAAACUUAUUGAUAAUACUUUUCUGGUCCUUGUUCUCAGGAACUUCAUGCUCAUCUUAACACAAGUUACAGUAGACAAACAUUAGAAGAACUAAUGGACCUCAAAGGGGGAAGUGAGGGAAUAGAGGAAAUGCACAUAUCAUCCAAUAAAGACAUUGAUGAGUAAACAAAAAUCAAUCUUAAAGUAGUCAGGUUUUUUGUCAGAUGAUAUACCUUUCAACAUUAUACAUAUAUUUUUGUUUGAAAUUGAUUGUUGUGCUUUAUUAUUAAUGAUUUUUAAAAACCAUUUUCAUCUUUUUUUUGUUUUUGUUGAUUUAACAGAAGCUUCACAUUUUUUACAAAGAUUCAAAAGCUAGUCACCACAAAAGAAGCUGUUUAUUUGGUGAGUUUUGAAAAUGAAGUGUUGAUGUGUUCUUUCUAUUUAGUGGAUUGGUGUUACUUAUUCUUUGAAGAGCCUUUAAAUGUAAAUGAAGUAUUGGGCCAGAAUUAUAUAUCUUGCAAACUAAAUAGAAUAAUGGUUAUGCCUUGUGACUCUAAAAUGUAACUUGUAAUAUAUUUUGUCUAUGUAUAACUAAAAUUUUUGUGAACCUGACAUAUGGUGUUGGUCAUUUCACAUAAGUUUGUCAGUACAAUAGCUUUGAUUCAAAAGUGCUUAGGUGAGACUCAAAAUUUUGAAACACAAUGUUGUAUUUUCACUUUAAAUAAAUCCAGCUUACAGUUACUGUAGAUUUGCUAUCUUGAUGUGUAUUAAUACAAUGUAUUUGACAAUUUUCAGUAACUGAAUCUGUUUAGAUUUUUAUAUAUUGUAUUUGGCUGAAAAAGUGCGACAUAAUUUUUAAAAAAUAUAAAUGUCUUACAUCAGCUUACUCGAAGAGUUAUAGAGGAGUUUGCACAAGACAAUGUUAAGUAUCUAGAGCUGAGAUCCACUCCCAAAGAAAUCCCAGAAACUGGUAUGACAAGAGAACUGUAUAUGAGGACCAUGAUAGAUGCUGUCAAAGAUUGUCAAAAAGAAGGAUUGGACAUUGUGGUCAGACUUUUAGUUUCAAUUGACCGCAGACAUGGCACAAACAUUGCAGAAAUUACAAUUGAACUUGCAGAAAAAUUGAUGCAAGAAGAAGAAGGGCUGGUGAUUGGAAUUGAUGUUAGUGGUGAUCCAAAGGUAAACUUUUAUUUUUUAAUGGACCUAUGUUCAUUUUAAAAGCACUUGAUAUAAAAAAUGAUGACAUAUUUAUUUCCCAAAAUUAAUUUUUUUGAUUAAAGCCUACAGAUCUUUACAUUUAUGAUUUGACAUUGUUUGUCCCCUGUUGUUUUUUUAUGAUAUAAGUCUUUAGAAAGGAACUAUUUUAGUAUUAAUUGCAACACAGUCAUUGACUAUGGCAUAUAAUACUUUUGUGUCUGAAUUAAUUUAAUUUGGGGGCUUGUUUCUGACACAUUUAUGCACUCUACUCCUUCCAAGGUGUUUUUAGUGCCCACUGUCAUGGAUUGUAUCACCUGUCUUGCUAAUGGACAAUUUUGAAGUUUGAAAAUAGUGUUUUUAACUGUGAUUUUAAAAAAGACUAAUUUUCAAACUAAUUAAAAUUAUAUUUUGCAUAGGUAGGAGAUGCAACGGAUCUGAUACCAGUGUUGAUAGAAGCUGGUAAACGAAACCUUAAACUUGCACUCCACUUGGCAGAGGUAAAGUAAAUUACUAUAUUUAAAAAAUAUAUUAAAAAUUUAGCAGAUGUGACACCAAUACAUAACCUUUUAGCUAAUAAAAAAUAUAAUCAGCUCUCAUUUAACGAUUUUUUGUAUUAUUUUUUACCUUUUCAGAAUUUUUCCCUUUUUUUUUUAUUUUUUUUAUUUUUUUACUUUUAAAAUUUCUGGGUUUUCCUGCACCCCUUGUCAGGGCCAGAACAAUGAGGAGGCAAAUGAGGGACUUGCUUCGGGUAACAAUAAAAAAGGACACCAAACUUAUAAAAAAUACUUAGUAAUAAAAAAUUGAAUGCAUAGAUGUGCAAAUUUAUCCUUCUCCCUCAGGUGAAAAUAGUCCCGCUCUGCCUCUGGCACUGCCACCCACGACCCCUGGUUUAAAAUCUGAUCUAGAUAUUUAAUGAAUACUGAACCAGAAUAAAAGAUGUGUCCCCUUCUCAGUUUAUGAAUUAUUACUGCCUUACAGCUUCCAUUAUAUGCUGAAACUAGAAAUGUUCUAAAAGCUUGUUGUCAGGACAAUUCAUUUCCAGUACGAAUAGGUCAUGGUACAUAUUUACAUCGCAGUGACCAACAGGAAAAAUCUUCGGAAAAUGAAAUGGAAGAUCUUGUAUUACAAAAGAGGAUACCACUAGGUAAAUUUGUUGAUCUGUAAAUGUUGAUAUUAAAAGCGCAAUAAAUCAAAUUUUAAGAAUAACUUUGCUUUAGUUUACCAGUAGUUAGAUUUAAGGUGUUAAUUUUCUCUUGAGUUUAAUAAUUUAUUAUUUGGCGAUAGAAAAAUAAUCAUGUUAUCUAUUAAUUUAAUAGAAUUAGAUAUAUGAAAUGAGUAAUAGGCAAAUAUGAAAAGGAGGCAAAUAUUUCUGAUAUUCUUAUAAAAAAUUAUAAUUUAAAAAUGGGAGUAGCUAACAAGAUUUCUGGUAGAGAGUAAGUUUUUCUUAAUUACAGAGGCCUGCAUUACUUCCAACUUGCGUACUAUGACAGUGGACAGUGUGGAAAAACAUCAUUUUAAAUACUGGUACGACAAAGAUCAUCCUAUUGUGAUCUGUGUAAGUUCAAUGGUUUUUAGCUUUUAAUGUAUAUUAAGAUUGUUUGACUUUUUUCAAAAAGUAGCAGUUGUUUUUGCGGUUUAAUUCCUAGUUACGGGUUUAAUUCCUAGUUACCGGUAUGUAAUACUAAUACUAAUGAUAACUUGUAAUCAGUUGCUCUGUUGAACUUAAAUGAGACACAGAUUUCUGAUUUCAGACUGAUGGAAAAGGUGUCUACAAUACAAGUCUAACGCAGGAAUAUGUAACAGCUGCUACUGUAUUCAAUUUAAAUAAAGAGAAGAUCAAGGCUUAUAUUGAGAAAACAAUAGACUGUAUAUUUGAGGGAGAUGUAAUUAAAGAAAAGCUUAGGCAAAAGCUCAGGGAUAUUCCUAUAAAAUAAUUUAAACUAUCACCGUGGAUUAUGUCUGGGAAAUCCUUUUGGUUCUUACAUUAAUAUUCAGGAAAAUGUUAUCAUCCUUUAGGCCACAGAUUGAAAGAAAACAACUGAUUUUUUAAAUAUUAAAAGGUUGAAAUUUACAUUUCAUUAUUUUAAGACUAAUGUAAUGACCUAGAAAGAUAAGUUGUGUUAAAUUAAUAAAAUAGAGCAUUUCCUGUUUGAACAUUGACCUACAUUAACUUUAUUGAGAUUUUAGAUCACAUGAGUUUAAUUUCCUGUUUUGAAUUAUCUAGUGAAGAAGGCUUCUCGCCAAAUCGUCAAUUUAAUUUACCUGACUUUUUAUUUUCUAGCCUAAACAUAUCUUGUUCCACUAUUUCUUUAAUUACUUCACACUGCUUGAUUGCAGUCCCUCUAUAAUUAAAUUAAUGCCAUUGUGUUAGUAGUUUAAAUGUUCAUAGUGUCAAAUGUUGUGUUAUUUACAGUCAUUUUUGUGAGUGCAAUUAACUGUUUAAAAAAAAUCUCCUUGUUUUUUGUCAUUAAGUUCAAUAAUAAACAGAUAUUUUUGUGAAUCACCUGCUUUAUACUUAUAUCAUUGUAGAUGUCCUGUUAAUAAACACCUCCCUAGAAUCAAUACACGGGCAUAAAUUUGGGGGUAGUUCUGUAAUCAAGGUGAGCAGAUGAUGGAUAAGCCAAUAAUAAGAAAUUAGAGAAUGUUAAGAAUAUAGAAAUAGAAUCUUAAAAGUCUGUCAUCUUCACUUCCUGACACAUGAAGCGUUUAAAAAAGUAAGAUCUGAACUACAGGUGUAUUUUAUUUAUCUUGGUAGUCAUAUAAUGUUUAAUAAAUUCAAAGAUAACAUUUUUUUCAUGUUUUAAGUUAGUUAAAUUUAUUUAAUAAAAAUUACAUAAAUAAUUUUUACAAAUUCAAAUGAAAUGGUCAUGUUUCAGUUUCAGAGAGGAUUCACAUUAGAUAAGAUUUAGGUGUCUUGAUGUCUAUUAAAAGAUAGAUAUAUUUCAACAAUAAAAUGUAUUAAUAUAAAAUUUUUAA
Lymnaea stagnalis (great pond snail) is the source of this 13606-nucleotide messenger RNA. The record is from the annotation of a GenBank genome assembly. Lineage: Eukaryota; Metazoa; Mollusca; Gastropoda; Lymnaeidae.